Messenger RNA from Corapipo altera (White-ruffed manakin), 4549 nucleotides. Its product is annotated as hexokinase-1. The transcript is spliced from 18 exons. Gene Ontology annotation, biological process: intracellular glucose homeostasis; glucose 6-phosphate metabolic process; glycolytic process. The record is from RefSeq and is a predicted model, not a curated record. Gene Ontology annotation, molecular function: glucokinase activity; D-glucose binding; mannokinase activity. Gene Ontology annotation, cellular component: mitochondrion; cytosol. The coding region runs from base 114 to 2867 and encodes 917 amino acids. NCBI's taxonomy places the organism in Eukaryota, Metazoa, Chordata, Aves, Passeriformes, Pipridae.
AGGAGGAGGAGGAGGAGGAAGGGGCGGCGCUCGGCUGGGCUCGGCUGGGCUCGGCGCGGCCAUCCCCCGGCCCCGCAUCGCUGCGUGCGCGGAGCCGCCGUGCAGCCGGCAGGAUGAUCGCCGCCCAGCUCCUGGCCUACUACUUCACGGAGCUGAAGGAGGACCAGGUCAAAAAGAUUGAUAAAUACCUCUACGCCAUGCGGCUCUCCGACGAAACGCUGCUGGAUGUCAUGGCUCGCUUCAGGAGGGAGAUGAAGAACGGCCUCUCCAGGGAUUUUAACCCCACGGCUGCAGUCAAGAUGCUUCCCACGUUUGUCAGGUCCAUUCCUGAUGGUUCAGAGAAAGGAGAUUUCAUUGCACUGGACCUUGGUGGUUCUUAUUUCCGAAUUCUGCGGGUGAAGGUAUCGCAUGAAAAGAAGCAGACGGUGCAGAUGGAAAGUGAAAUUUAUAACACCCCUGAAGAUAUCAUGCAUGGCAGCGGGACACGGCUUUUUGAUCACGUUGCUGAGUGCCUGGGAGACUUCAUGGAGAAACAACAGAUCAAAGACAAGAAAUUGCCAGUCGGGUUUACGUUUUCUUUCCCCUGUCGACAGUCCAAGCUAGAUGAGGGUAUUCUGAUAACCUGGACGAAGCGCUUCAAAGCAAGUGGAGUGGAGGGAGCAGAUGUUGUGAGGCUGCUUAACAAGGCCAUCAAGAAACGUGGGGACUACGAUGCGGAUAUCAUGGCUGUUGUGAACGACACCGUCGGGACGAUGAUGACCUGUGGCUUUGACGACCAGCGCUGCGAAGUUGGCCUGAUCAUUGGCACCGGCACCAACGCCUGUUACAUGGAGGAGAUGCGGCACAUCGACCUGGUGGAAGGGGACGAGGGCAGGAUGUGCAUUAACACGGAGUGGGGGGCCUUUGGAGACGACGGCUCACUAGAAGACAUCAGGACUGAGUUUGAUCGAGAGAUCGACCGUGGAUCUCUUAACCCAGGGAAGCAGCUGUUUGAGAAGAUGGUCAGCGGGCUGUACAUGGGGGAGCUGGUAAGGCUCAUCCUGGUGAAGAUGGCCAAGGAGGGGCUGCUCUUUGAGGGGAGGAUCACCCCUGAGCUUCUCACCAAAGGGAAGUUUGAGACAAAGCAUGUUUCUGCCAUAGAAAAGAGCAAAGAAGGUUUGAACAAAGCCAAAGAGAUCCUGACGCGGCUGGGGGUGGAGCCGUCCCACGAGGACUGCAUCGCCGUCCAGCAUGUCUGCACCAUCGUGUCCUUCCGCUCUGCCAACCUGGUGGCCUCCACCCUGGGUGCCAUCCUCAACCAGCUGCGGGACAACAAGGGGGUUGGCCGCCUCCGCACCACCGUGGGCGUGGAUGGCUCCCUCUACAAGAUGCACCCACAGUACGCCCGGCGCCUGCACAAAACCACGCGGCGCCUGGUGCCCGACUCAGAGGUGCGGUUCCUGCUGUCGGAGAGCGGCAGCGGGAAGGGGGCGGCCAUGGUGACGGCCGUGGCCUACCGGCUGUCGGAGCAGCACCGGCUCAUCGACGAGACCCUGGCCGAGUUCAAGCUCACCCACGAGCAGCUGCUGCAGGUCAAGAAGAGGAUGAGGGCGGAGAUGGAAGCGGGGCUGAAGAAGAAGACUCACGAGACGGCCAAAGUGAAAAUGCUGCCCACCUUCGUCCGCAGCACGCCGGAUGGGACAGAAAACGGAGACUUUCUGGCACUUGACCUUGGAGGGACAAACUUUAGAGUUUUGCUGGUGAAAAUCCGCAGUGGUAAAAGGAGAACAGUUGAGAUGCACAACAAGAUCUAUGCCAUUCCUAUAGAGGUGAUGCAGGGAACAGGAGAAGAGCUGUUUGAUCACAUCGUUACCUGCAUUUCUGACUUCCUGGAUUAUAUGGGGAUAAAAGGUGCACGUCUUCCUCUUGGCUUCACCUUUUCCUUCCCUUGCAAGCAGACCAGUCUGGAUGCUGGUAUCCUUCUCAACUGGACAAAAGGCUUCAAAGCUACGGACUGCGAGGGAGAAGAUGUGGUAUAUUUGCUUAGAGAAGGAAUUAAAAGAAGAGAGGAAUUUGACUUGGAUGUGGUGGCUGUGGUGAAUGAUACAGUGGGCACAAUGAUGACCUGUGCUUACGAAGACCCAAACUGUGAAAUCGGGCUCAUUGUGGGAACGGGCAGCAAUGCCUGUUACAUGGAAGAGAUGAGGAACAUAGAGAUGGUGGAUGGUGAGCAAGGGCGGAUGUGCGUGAACACGGAGUGGGGAGCGUUCGGGGAUAACGGAUGCCUGGAUGACAUCAGGACAAUAUAUGACAAAGCAGUUGAUGACUAUUCACUGAAUGCUGGAAAGCAAAGGUAUGAGAAAAUGAUCAGUGGGAUGUACCUGGGGGAAAUAGUCCGCAAUAUUUUGAUCGACUUCACCAAACGGGGAUUCCUGUUCCGAGGCCAGAUUUCAGAGACACUGAAGACCAGGCAUAUCUUUGAAACCAAGUUCCUUUCUCAGAUUGAGAGUGACAGGUUGGCCUUGCUGCAGGUGCGAACCAUCCUGCAGCAGCUGGGGCUCAACAGCACCUGCGACGACAGUAUCAUUGUCAAGACGGUCUGCGGGGCGGUGUCAAGGCGAGCAGCUCAGCUGUGUGGCGCUGGAAUGGCUGCCGUUGUAGAUAAAAUUAGGGAGAACAGAGGGUUGGAGCGCCUGGAGAUAACGGUCGGUGUGGAUGGCACUCUGUACAAACUACAUCCUCACUUUUCAAGGAUCAUGCACCAAACAGUCAAGGACCUGGCACCCAACUGCGACGUGACCUUCCUGCUGUCAGAGGAUGGCAGCGGGAAGGGGGCCGCGCUCAUCACAGCGGUGGGAUGCCGGCUGCGUGAGGCCGAGCAGAACUGAACUCCACAGCCCUGGCCCCGAUUCUGUCUUGUGAGCACUUUCUCAUAAAGCAGCGACUGCAUAGUCAGAACUGGUAAAAACCCAGAACUCACUGCUUUAUCGGGGGAAAAAAGAAAUUACAACUAAUGACAUAAAAGAAAAAAAAUAGGAUACAAGAUAGAAUGUGUGCUGUUAAUAAUAUCUCCUUUUUCUGGACCCCAAUCUGCAUGUUUCUUACUCACCUUGUUGGUACCUUCCCCAUCUGUAGGUCAUGGAAAAAAAUCAGUCUAUAAUUUCUGCAGUUGUCAAAUCUCGGUUGUUGUCUGAGACAAAAUUGCCCCCAAGUGAUGUGCAUUGAGAGCUACCGUUGCAUUGUACCGAGUGUGUCCUUUGCAGCAUCCCUGUGAGCGCACUGCCAGCACGCUGACCACCAGACCUGGGUGUUGAUGCUUUUAGUGAAGGGGAAGCAACAGUUCCCUCCUGCAUAUCUACCUGCUGUUGUUCCGUCUAAAGCGGUUGUGAAAACAUUAUGGUGUGUCAGCACUGUGCACGCACGUAACUCUAUAGUGGGACUUGACACCGCGACUUACUCGCUUCCUUGAUGCCUGUUCUGUCAUGGUAAAAGUAAACACCCUUGUCCCACAGAUCUGGUUCCACUGGUAUUUCCCAUUGCUUCUGUGAGCAGUGUUGUGUUACUGGGCGAAAUCCGCCACGUUUCGGCAAGAAAUCCCCAAAGAGUAGAAUGAAGUGGUUGGUGAUUGGGGUAAUCCAAACCUCCAGACCUGCGAGAUCGGCAGAUUCAUGGUCCCUGCACGGCUGUGCUGUGCUCUUCUGUUUAAGAGUUCUUAUAAAAAGUAUUUCCUAUCUCUUCUUGUUAGUCUGGAUCAGGGCACUGCUGCUGCCCUUCCACGGAACCUGCAGCUCGCCUGUGUCCCUGGGAUGCAGCACUUCCGUCUCUCGCCUUAAAUGGGUAUUUGCUUCCACACAGAGCUUUAAUCUUUAAUACUGUUCAGCAAUCACUCAGAACACAAACACUCAGCUAGAGUUAGUGCUCAGAAAGGAAUAGGAGGGUUUGAUUUUGAUCUUGCCUUUGAGGACCUGGGCGUAUAGACAACCCACCAAGCCAAAAUUGGCUGCAGCUUAUUCCAAGGAUGAAAGCAACAGCAAAGAUCAUACACACUUGGUGUCCCCUGUCCUCUGUCGAGUUGAUGCCAUUAUUAUACUUGCAUACCAGUUGCAUUACUGAAAUUGAAAAACAGUUAGGAAAGUAAAUGUCGAGUAACAUUUGCAAGUCACAGCACUUUCUGCAAAGAGGGAGACCACACAGUAGUCCUUAAUUCCCACUCUUCUACCAAAAAUGAAUUUGAGAUAUCUGCAUGGUUUUCCCUGCUGCCUUUUCCUGCAGAAAGUAGAUGGAAAUUUGCAGGCUACUCCUCUUUGUCCUCAUUCCACUCCUCUAAGAUUUGGAUUGCCCUACCUACCGAUAACAUUUCAAUAUGCAUUAUGGUGCACUGUGAGUGAAUGUUGUAAAGUAACAUGUGAGUCACAAACAGUCAUUGCAGCUUUAAGUGUGUGUCUACCUGAAAAAUUGCAUGCCUAACUGGUUUUGCAAAGGUAGAGAGUCUUUUUACUUUGCACACUAGUAGCUCUGGUACUAGUGUUACGUGAUACUUGUGAAAAUAUUAAACUUUUUUGAUGUGCGU